This is a messenger RNA of Solanum tuberosum (potato), 3261 nucleotides long. RefSeq lists its product as uncharacterized. The transcript has 17 exons. The coding region runs from base 680 to 2851 and encodes 723 amino acids. Lineage: Eukaryota; Viridiplantae; Streptophyta; Magnoliopsida; Solanales; Solanaceae. Gene Ontology annotation, cellular component: nucleus; chromatin. The record is from RefSeq and is a predicted model, not a curated record. Gene Ontology annotation, biological process: mitotic sister chromatid cohesion; DNA repair.
CACGAUUCCAUGGAAUUUCUGAACAUAUAUAAUAUUAAGCGGUAUAUUUUCCAAAACUGAAAGAGUUCAUAUCCGAAUACAGAUUUUCAUUAUGAAUAGAAACUGCUACAUUCCAGUUACCUGCACAGCUUCUGAGGCAGCGAGACAAACCAAUUACCUGCACAACUUCUGAGGCAGCGGAGAUAUAAGAGGAUGUGAAAUCAGAGAUGAGAUUGAGGAAAAAAAAAAAAGAAGGCCGUAAAGGGAGAGUGACAUCAACAGCAUAGCACGGGAACCAUUCCUUUCCCAAAACGGAAAAUUCAGCUCCGACUCGGAGAAUCGGCUAAGGGAUUUUCUGUGCACUACUCUCCUCGGACUUGAUUUCUGCUGUUGUUGCGGUUGGUUGAUCAAGCCGCUGUUGCCUGGUGGAGCUCCGAUAGUAUUCCGAUUACGAGUUCGAAUUCCGACCUAACCGGGAUAUUCCUUUCCCAAUUUGAUGAUCCGACAGGCCUGACCCGUUGGUCCGAGAAGCUAGUAGGUUCCCAGGGUGACGUGGCAUUUUGAUGAGUUGGCGGGUUCUCAACAACCUGGUGCUUUUCCACGUCGGAAGUGACCUGGCCCCUACCUCGUUUGUAUAAAAUUUCUUGAUGUGUGUUACCGAAAAUUAAGUUCUUGUUUUUGAAACAGAGUUCUUCUGGCAAUGGCUAGUUCUGGCUCCUCCUGUGCUGACUGGAAAAAGAUGGAAGACGAGUUCACAGCUUAUGGGAUGAGCCUCAUGAAUCCUCCCUCUUCCAUUGAUGAGCUCUUCAAACUUCUUCAGAAAGUUGAGUCUUUACUGAAAAUGGUAAGUCAGGACCCAUUUGAUUCGACCACAAGUGCAAUUCAACCUUUAAUGAAAGCACUGGUUAGGAAUGAGCUAUUGGGGCAUACGAGUGAAGAUGUCAAAGUUUCAAUGAUUUCUUGUAUCACUGAAAUUUCUCGAAUAUAUGCCCCAAAUUACCCUUACAAUGAUCAUAGACAAAUGGAGGAAAUUCUCCGGCAAACUGUAAUGGCGUUAAAAAAGUUAGCUGAUGUUACUAGCCGCAGCUACCGGAAGGUGGUCCGAGUUCUGGAAAUAUUCGCAAAAGUAAGGUUAAGUGCAGUGGUAUUGGACCUUGAAAACGAAAAGCUAAUCAUCGAGAUAUUCAAAGUCUUUCUCGAGGUCAUCAGGCCCUACCAUCCUCAUAAUAUAUUCACUUGGAUGAAAGAAAUCAUGACUAGGCUCAUAAAAGGCAGUGAUGAAAUCUCAGUAGAGCUUCUGCGGCUUCUUCUUGAUUGUCUCAAAAUUGAUAAUCAGAUGGAUUCACCCGUUGCAUCACACUUGGUGGAGGAAGUCCUAAAAGACUGUGCUGCCAUUGUUAAACCUUACUUUGCAGAAGCCCUAAAGUCAAUGAGCUUAAAUUCUGGUGAUUAUGCUGAAACGGUUGCCUUAUUAUGCAAUGAAAUGCCAAAAGGAAAAGAAAUGAUGGCAACUGAAAAUGCACCUGAUACUGUACAUCGCAUAAAAGUUGGUCCAUCUGAGGCUAAAUGUUGUGAGCCAGCGCGGCAGGAUGACACUCACAGGGAGAAGCUAAAGGAUACUUGUUUAACUAACAUCAUGAAACCUGUCGAUCCAGAAGAUGUGCACCCAGCAAAAAAUGUGCCAAAAGAAAACCAGGAAGGGACUGGAAGUCAUAAUCUUACAGGUCAUCCUGUAAAAGUUGGUCCAUCUGAGGCUAAAUUGUGUGAACCAGUGCUGCAGGAUGAUACUCACAGGGAGAAGCUAAAGGAUACUUGUACAACAAACAUCAUGAAACCUGACAAUCCAGAAGAUGUGCAACCAGCAACAAAUGUGCCAAAAGAAAACCAGGAAGGGACUGGAAGUCAUGAACUUACAGGUAGUCAUGGUCAUUUGUGUCAGCCCAAGAGAAAAGAGAUCCCGAUAAAUGACGAUGAUGAGCUGGUUGUGUUAAUUCCAAUAGGAGAUGUGCCGCAAUCCCAAGUUCAGAAAAAAGAUUCUCUUCAUUUAGGUCUCACUUUGGGAGAGAGAACCAAGCGCACACUAUGUGCCAAAAGAAAACAAGGAAGCGACUCAAGGAAGAAUGAGUCUGCUUCAGAUUGUGACGCAGAGAGAACAUCUGAAUCUAGCAUAAAAAAUGAAGAAGGAAACCUUGAAGAACACAAGGAGCCAACACUGCAACAAAUUUUUGGAAUGAAACUGAGGAAGAAGAAGAAGAAAACAACUAAUAUUGAAGAAUCUGGAGAUAAGGCUACUAAAUUAUCAGUCAAAGAUGAAAAUCACAUAAACAAAUAUGCUAAUUAUAAAUCCGGGAGGAAGUUGGCUACAAGGAAACAUGAGGAUUCUGAAAGCGCUCGUACCAGCAAAGAUUAUGGUGCAGAACUGAUCGGCGCUAAAAUAAAAGUUUGGUGGCCAUUGGAGCAAGCGUUUUACGAGGGAGUCAUUUCUUCUUUUGAUUCUGAGACAAACAAACACAAGGUCGUAUAUGAUGAUGGUGAAGUAGAGAAAUUGAGACUACAUAAAGAACGAUGGGAAAUGCUUGAAGACAAUUCAUCUCAAAAGGAUUCCAAAAGGCCUUGUUCCAUCAAAGAUUAUGGUAAGGAACUGGUUGGCGAUAGAAUAAAAGUUUGGUGGCCAUUGGAUGAAAAGUUUUACGAGGGAGUAGUUUCUUCUUUUGAUCCUGUGGAAAGGAAACACAAGGUCGUAUAUGAUGAUGGUGAAGCAGAGAAAUUGAGACUACAUAAAGAACGAUGGGAGAUGCUUGAAGAUAAUUCAACUCAAAAGGACCAUGGAUUAGACUUUCAAGGCCAUGCUGUUUCAUCUGCUACGUCUUAAAUGAAGAAAGUAAAAAGAAACUCCUCGACAGGGCCAAACAUCUCUUCAUCCAAAAGGUCAUAAAGUACCGCAGAGUAGAAGGGCACUGAAUCAGUGGAAAUUUCUGUUGUGGAUAGGGAAGAAACUCGAACUCCUGGAAGUCUUGAAGAAUUUUCAUAAAGCAGUGUGAUGUAAGUGUAAGUACUAAAUUAGGUUUACCAUUAAGGGAUGUGAUCCAAUUGAUUGGAGAAAUGAGAUGCUAGUCUUAGAAUAUAUGAGCAGCAAAAAAAAAAACUGAGCUUGUAGAUUUAUUGUAUGUAGCUACAGGCAGCUCUUGGUGUUUACUAAUACUCGGCAGCUUACAUGUAUAUGAUUAAAUUACUGAUGUUGGAGAAUUCAGAACCAAUAAAAUUCAAAUUAGGAAUCCGCGA